AGAACGCCUGCGCGCGUGUGUUAGGUCGUCAUUUCACUUUCCUCAUUUCGUGCGUUGGCCUCGGACGAUGCAGCCGCCUGCGAAACGACAUUCAUUCGAACCAUCCGGUCGUCCUCACAAACAUGGACGGCCGUUCCCUGCCACUACGCGAAGUUCGACGACUGCUGGAAGCAGCAAGAAGGGUCGACAUAAAGAACGGCCGUCUAAGAGCGAAGGGCAACCGAAGAGCGAAGGCAUAGCUCCUGUGGACGAAGAGCCCAAACCACCCCAACAACAGACUCCGCAAGCACUUAAGAGAUCCCCCCCUAAAAUCCAGUUUAUUCUGGGAGGAUGCAUGAUUGCUUUACUGCUUGCCGCUGCUCUUACACUAUGGUACACCGGCGCGCUGAGUAACAUCUUCAAGAGCAAAGAGGAAAGCUGCAUGAGCAUCGAAUGCAAGAAAGCAGACAGCAUAUUCCAUAUGAUGCUCAAUGAGUCCGUUUCACCAUGCCAUGAUUUUUUUGAAUAUACUUGCGGUGGACGGCACUUGGAAGAGGACCAAGAGAUGAUUAUGGUAACCAGUGAAGCCCUUGCCGCCGUCAACAGCACCUUCUACAAGUAUAAACUUGAAGAUGCGGAUAAGCACCACCUCAGGAACGCGAUUAUGUUAUACAGAUCUUGCCGUGGGUUUCAGAGUGAGGCACAACAGUUUGUAAGAGUUCUGCAAAGAAACGUCUUUCGGAGUUUGGGCCUAUCGCCUACAACCCAGUCCAGCGAUUCCUUGGAAGUCUUCCACGAUGUUAUCCACAUGAGUCUGGACAAAGGGUUCGACACUCUUCUUUCAAUCAACUUCGUGGCUUAUGAAGAUGGAGUCAAGAUUAGGAUCGCGCCUGGAGUAUCGCUUUAUUCUAGACUUCUUGUCCGAGAUGAAGACAUUCAGUCGCGCAAAUACUUCAACGCGUACCUCCGCGAUUUCAUGGCAGCGAUUAACGCCAAUCGGUUUCGUCCUGAAGUGCAAGACUCCGUCCUGGAUCUUGAUGAUACAUUUCAUGAAAGCGUGGACUAUCUCAAAAGUGAUUCCGGAGAAUCAAAAAUUGUUUCCGUUUCUGAGUUGCCUACCACGACCAAGAUGACCGUACACGAUUGGGUAAAAACGAUCAACUCCAGCAUCGGUAUUACUAGAAGAAAGCUAACCAUCGAUAGCACAGUCGGCUUGUAUAACCCUGAAGCCAUCGAGCAGGUUAUAAAAUUUAUAUUCUCUAAUGAUCCGAAACUUACGUCACUCUACCUGCUGGUACAGGCGUCAGCGAUUGUACUGCAGUUCCAUUUCCUCUUUCGUGUUAUGCCCCAACGUACUUGCAUUCUAUUGGUAGUCAAAUAUUUCCCUAGUGGAUUUGUGACACUGCUUGCCAAUGAGUACAUAGGUCAGUCACGAAAUGAGCAUUUCCGUUCAUUUUUUGAACACCUUCGGGAGGAAAUAAUCGAGAGCCUGGCCGCAAGUAAAUUGUUCGACGAGAUCACCAGAGAAGCUGCCAUAGUUGUUCUGAAAGACGUUAAGUUGAGGACUAUCGCUCCUGACACAGAAGGAUUGUUGCUGGACGCACCGCGUAUGACAUCGAAUUUCGUGGAUAAUGUAGUUGCGAUGACUACGUAUUUCAGACGAAGGGAGAACAGGUAUCCUAAAGGAGAAGAUUAUGAGUAUUCUUUUCUACUGUUCAGAAGUUUGCAUUUGCUGUCUGUAGCAAGAUCUGCGCCUGGUAACAAGAUAAUCGUGCCCAUCACGAUGAUGGCGCCUCCCAAUUACUAUGACGUUGACAAAGACACCUUCAUCAACUAUUCUCCACUCGGAGCUACCCUGGCAGGCCUCAUCAUGGAAGCAAUUGUUGACGCUUGGAAUGAUCAGGUUCCUUCCUGGUGGUCACAACAGUCACGUACAGCGUUCGACGAAGGGUUGACGUGCUACGGCGACCAGUUCUUUCUGCUUACCAAUGGCAGUGUGCCCAAUGUCUUGAAGAAACGCUUGUUCACGGCAGUAUAUGGAAUCUCGCUCGCCCUUGCCCUCGCCCAUCUUCCGGACCAGAAAGCGAAGCAAUUGUUUUUCGGACGCUACUGCCAGAUGCACUGUCGAAGUGGCAGAGGACACCAUUAUGGCAGGUCGUUGUGCCAUAUCGCGGUUCAGAAUAUUCCACUUUUCUUCGAAACCUUUAAAUGUGGUUCAAACGACGCAAUGAGGCCCGAAAGAAUUUGCGCGGUGAAAUAAAAUGGCUUUCUGGAUGUG
Messenger RNA from Ornithodoros turicata, 2257 nucleotides. RefSeq lists its product as uncharacterized. Gene Ontology annotation, biological process: protein processing. Bases 68 to 2239 code for a protein of 723 amino acids. The transcript is spliced from 7 exons. NCBI's taxonomy places the organism in Eukaryota, Metazoa, Arthropoda, Arachnida, Ixodida, Argasidae. The record is from RefSeq and is a predicted model, not a curated record. Gene Ontology annotation, molecular function: metalloendopeptidase activity. Gene Ontology annotation, cellular component: plasma membrane.